CUUAUUAGUACUCCUCACCACAAACUGGUUUAUCCUUCCUACAUUCUGAGCUCCGUAGUCGCUAGAUUCGUACAACACUCUCGAUCGCGCAUUAGUUUCCGACCGACGGCCUUGUGUGGCACAGAUCCAACUUCAUCUGCAUGAUGAAGCAUAGGUAUGGCUUUGCCAUUGUAGGACUUUGUUUGCUGCUCGAAAGGACGAACUGUGCGUUGCAGAAAGGAGCUAUCGAGCAGAAAAAAACGGCGAAUUAUUUGGUGAAGGAGAAUUCUGUAGCACGUGUAAGCCAAGUGGAAAUAAAUACUAAUUAUGAUCCUAAAAAAGCCACCACGGCGCUUGCCAGAAGACCGACAGUGCAGCAACCUAAAAUAUUAAUUAACGGACAACCAAUACAGAAUCUCCAGUCACUAGUGCAGCAGAUUAAACCCACCGCAGCACAGUCGAGUAAACGAGUUCAGCAAGUGCUAGUCAUACAACAGCCACAGCGUGUGGUUCAGCAAACCGUAGCAUCAGCUCCAAAGACUCAAAUUAUUAAGCUGCAGAAAAUAGUGCAGCAGGUCCAGCCCAGUAGGACAAGUGCUCCGCGGACUCAAAUCAUCAUACAACAGCCACAACGUGUACAGCAGGUUCAGCGAACCGGGACAAACGCCAAGAGCACCCAAAUCAUUAUACAGCAGCCCCAACGUGUGCAGCAGGUUCUGCGAACCGGUACAAACGCUCAACGCACUCAAAUCUACUUACAACAGGCCCAACCUGUGCAGCAGGUUCUGCGAACCGGGACAAACGCUCAACGCACUCAAAUCUACUUACAACAGCCCCAACGAGUGCAACAGAUUCAGCGAGUCGGGUCAAACACUCCGCGUACUCAAAUCAUCAUACAACAGCCCCAACGUGUGCAGCAGGUUCAGCGGGUCGGUGCUAACCCUCAGCAGACACGAGUCUACAUACAACAGCCCCAACGUGUGCAGCAGGUUCAGCGUAUCGGUUACCUUACAAGUGCACCACAAACUCAAGUAAUAAGGCUGUCGCAACAGGUUCAGCCGGCUUCAACGGCGAAAGUUCAACAAGCAUUUGUAAUCAGGCAACAACCACAGGUAAUACGCCAGCCUCAACAGCGCAUCGUAACAGCGCAAUAUGCGCCUGCUCAGUCGCAGAACAAGCGCGUGCUGGUCCAGUACCGUCAGGGGUGAAUCUCAGGUUCAAUACUAAUCUAGGCAUCGGUCAACGACGAUUUGUAGAAUAGGCCGAUGAAUUCGUUGAUCCUAUGUUCCCCAACACGUUUGGUAGCACCAACGUCGAUGCGAUCGCUAUUGCUUACAGGCAAGGCUAGGGAAAGGAUGCAUCGGCCACCAGCCACACCACCGCUUAUGGCAGUUCAGCGUCAGCACAAGGCGACUGUCUAAGGCUAUUGAUCUGCAUUCGUCUGGCUAAGGAAUUUCGAACUAACAAGACAAACAGCGUCCCGAACCUGUAAAAUUUCAUACAUUUUUCAUGUUCGAUGUCUUGUUCGAUUGGUGUCAGACCGCUGGGCCAGUUGCGAACGAAAUGUUACAGGGUUUUUCGUAUCAGUUUGCAAAGUGACAAUAUCAGCCACUUUCCCAAGCUUGAUCGAUACGGGGACGAUCGAAGUGGUUAUCAAAAAUGACAUAAAUAGGUGGUUUUCUUGCAAGAUUUUGCCAUAUUGUAGAGAUUACUGAGCAAGAUGAUCGUAAAAUAAAUUAAAGCAACCGUUGUACCCAACUAACUACAACUAUCGUUCCUCUUAUCGAUCGACUUUGGGGGAAGUGGCUGUAUCAUAACGACUGUGACAAAUUGCAUGACAAUAUUGUUUAAGUUUUUCUACUUAGUUUUUAAUACGCCACAACCUGAAUUCAGUUUGACAGCGCUUUGUGACAUGUUGAGGAACUGCUUAAUCAUUGUGAUGGAAAUAAAAUAAGGACGAGUUGCUGAAAAAACACCUUUUUAUUAUCCUGAAACAUGAACAUAAUAAGGCCAAAAUAAUCCAAAUCUAUAAAUAAAUAAAUAAAUAAAU
Anopheles coluzzii is the source of this 2029-nucleotide messenger RNA. Its product is annotated as bromodomain-containing protein DDB_G0280777-like. Lineage: Eukaryota; Metazoa; Arthropoda; Insecta; Diptera; Culicidae. The transcript is spliced from 3 exons. The coding region runs from base 141 to 1187 and encodes 348 amino acids. The record is from RefSeq and is a predicted model, not a curated record.